GGGUUAAAGGCGGGGCCGGCCCUCGGAACACGCGCGCCCGCUCCUUACUCAGACCUGUCACUCGCGUCCCUCCGGCACUCAGCCGAGGUGGGGGAUGGAGGGAUGGAGGGGGCCGAGGCCUGGCGCGCUCGGAACUCGCGCCUUCGGACCGGGCCCCCCUCGCCGAGGAGGCGCACAGCACGCUCGGAGCGCGCGCCCGCGCGCGCACACGCACAUACACACCACACACACACACACACACACACCUCGGACAUUCCCAUAGUGCCUCACGUGACACUCGGCCCGAACGUGCCCACCCUGCCUACACGCUCACGCACGCGUGCUCACAGGCGCGCGCGCACACACACACGCCGCCUCUGGCCGCUUCCGAACUCCGCGCUGACCGCUUCCCUCCCCACCCCUCGUCCUCCGGCCCCGCAAAAGCGCCCAUUGACGGCGGCACACCUACACUCAUUCACAGACGCGCACUCCCCCCACAUGGCAGCCACAGCCACCACACAUUCAUCAGCAGGGCCGGGAGAACUGCACACUGCACCCCCGCAGCCCCUCGCUGCCUACUCCUUUGGGAGCCCUGAGUCAUUCCUGCCCCCAUCCCAGGGCUCCCCCAUCUCCCCGAGUUGCGGGGCACAGUAGGACAAGCUGGAGUCUCCCUUAGUGGUCCCGCCUGGCUCCCUCGCCCAGUUUGCUGCCUCUGUCACUCGGCCAAGGACUUCCUGUAGGUCUGCGCCUGGCCUGGACGCUUGCCACAACCCCAGUGCAGUUGGGGAGGCACUUCCUUUUCCUGAACUCUGGGAUCCUGCGGGAGGAAGUUGGGUGGGGGCCGCAGAGUGGUGGGACCGGCCCUCUAGAAACGCUGGCCUUCCUUAGGAGCAGGCCACGGAGGCCUGGCAUGGGAAUCUUGGCGGCUGUCGAGGUACUUGGGGAAAAGGGGAAGUCUGGGGAGAAGACCAGGCUGAGCAGUCCAGGCAGGUUCUGGGCCUUGCCAGCGCUGGGGUCCCCCCAUCCACAGGUCUCUCUGGGUUCUGGGAUGAGCCCUUCCCUGCUGCUGGUGUAGCUUCCUUGACCCCGUUUAUCGGUUGUCCCUCGCUGACUCCCCUCGUGAGGUCUGUCUGGCUCCAUCUCCUUCCCCUAUAAGCAGUGACAACAGAGGAUAGGACGGAAACUUCUGAGAGAGGGAGAGAGAGAGAGUUGUGGGAUCUGGUCUUUGGGCUGAAGCUUUACAGCUCCUCCAUCAGGCCCUCAGACCAGCAUGGAGAAGUUGGGGACAAGCACCAGGCGGUCUUCCUAACGCUGUUCCUGCUUUCAGGAGGUCCCGUGUGGGCCGAAGCCCUUACCAUGGAGUCCAUGUUUGAAGAUGACAUCAGCAUUCUGACCCAAGAGGCCUUGGGGCCCAGUGAGGUGUGGCUGGAUGGUCCAGGAGACCCCUCUCUGGGAGGGGACAUGUGCUCUGCCUCCCACUUCGCUCUCAUCACAGCCUACGGGGAUAUCAAGGAGAGGCUGGGGGGCCUGGAGAGAGAGAAUGCCACCCUCCGACGGCGCCUCAAAGUCUAUGAAAUCAAGUACCCGCUAAUCACUGAUUUUGGAGAGGAGCACGGCUUCCCUCUGUACGAAAUCAAGGAUGGCUCCCUGCUGGAGGUGGAGAGAGUCAGUCUGCAGCAACGGCUCAACCAGUUCCAACACGAGUUGCAGAAGAAUAAGGAACAGGAGGAACAGCUCGGGGAGAUGAUCCAGGCUUACGAGAAACUCUGUGUGGAGAAAAACGACUUGGAGACAGAGCUGGGGGAGAUGCGGGCCCUGGUGGAAACCCACCUUCGGCAGAUCUGUGGUUUGGAGCAGCAGCUACAGCAGCAGCAAGGCCUCCGGGACACAGCCUUCUCCAGCCUGAGCCCUCCACCGGCCCCCGCCACACCCUGCCCUGACCUGGACCUGCACUAUCUGGCUCUGAGAGGGGGACCUGCCUUGGGUCAUGGUUGGCCUGGCCCUACCAGUGUAAGUGUGGGUGACCUGGAGCGGAGGCGGCUGGAGGAGGCCCUGGAGGCCGCGCAGGGCGAGGCCCGAGGGGCUCAGCUCCGGGAGGAGCAGCUCCAGGCGGAAUGUGAGCGGCUGCAGGGAGAGCUGAAGCAGCUGCAGGAGACCCGCGCCCAGGAUCUGGCCUCCAACCAGUCGGAAUGUGACAUGGCUUGGGUGAAGAGAGUCGGGGACGAUCAGGUGAACUUGGCGCUGGCCUACACAGAACUGACUGAGGAGUUGGGGCGGCUUCGGGAGUUGAGUUCCCUGCAGGGGAGGAUCUUGAGGACUUUGCUGCAGGAGCAGGCCCGGAAUGCAGGCCAAAGGCACUCACCGCUGUCGCAGCGCCACUCCCCGGCGCCCGCGUGCCCCUCGCCCUCCCCGCCUGCCCGACCGCCGCCCUGUGCCCCGUGCCAGUCCCCCGCCGCGCAGCGCCGCUCGCCCGUGCCCCCGUGCCCUUCGCCCCAGCAGCGCCGCUCGCCCGCCUCGCCCUCCUGCCCGUCGCCGGUCCCCCAGCGCCGCUCGCCCGUGCCGCCGCCGUGCCAGUCACCCAGCCCGCAGCGCCGCUCGCCCGUGCCCCCCAGCUGCCCGGCCCCGCAGCCCAGGCCGCCGCCGCCGCCGCCGCCCGGGGAGAGGGCGCUGGCCGAGCGCGCCUACGCCAAGCCGCCCAGCCACCACGCCAAGGCGGGCUUCCAGGGCCGCCGCAGCUACUCGGAGCUGGCCGAGGGGGCGGCCUACGCCGGCGCCUCCCCCGCCUGGCUGCAGGCCGAGGCCGCCACGCUCCCCAAGCCCCGCGCCUACGCUGGCGAGCUCUACGGCGCCGCCGCCAGGCCGCUCAGCCCGCGCCGCGCCUUCGAGGGCCUCCGCCUGCGCUUUGAGAAGCAGCCGUCGGAGGAGGAGGAGUGGGCCAUGCCCGCCAGCCCGCCCAGCCCCGAGGCGGGCACCAUCCGCUGCGCCUCGUUCUGUGCGGGCUUCCCCAUCCCGGAGUCGCCCGCGGCCACCGCCUACGCCCACGCCGAGCACGCACAGUCCUGGCCGUCCAUCAACCUGCUGAUGGAGACGGUGGGCUCCGACAUCCGCAGCUGCCCCCUCUGCCAGCUGGGUUUCCCUGUUGGGUACCCGGAUGAUGCCCUCAUCAAACACAUCGACUCCCACCUGGAGAACAGCAAAAUCUAGGGCGCCUCUCCCACAACUGGCUGUUUCUCUGCGCGCCCUCAUCACCCCCCAACCCAACACUCACUUUGAAUGCUGCAUGAACCUCGUGGGGGGCCCCGCCCCUUGCGGUCCCCAGAUACCUCCACUAGCUACUGAGUCAACGCGUGUGCCGUCUUCCCUGGUCCAGGCACCACUCCGCUCUGGCUCUGUCCUGGAGGUCUACCAAGGUUCUCUCCGCCUUCCUGGUUUCCACUGGGGAGUGGGAAUCUGUCUGGUCUGGCAUGAGGAGGACGCACCUCCACUUCUCUAGGCCUUCCUGUUUUUCACCAGGGUUGGAUCCAAGAAGAAGUCUAGCGCUUGGGGGAGGGAGAGGAGGAGGCAGUGUCAAGAGAUCCGGGAGCCCCCUCCCAAAUGUCCAUCUUUACCGGGCUGUGUUCUUCCAGGGAGACCUCUCCGAGAGGGUCUCAGAGCCUGCCCUGCCCACCCACACCAGCCCUUCUGUGCCGUGACCGAGCGGCUUGGGGCUCAUGGCACUGGGGAAGGAGGCAUCUCAUUUCCUGUUCGUCUCUGCAGGCCAGCUCUGUUCUCCCCCUCUGCCCACCCUGGGGAAACGGGAAAUGUGGCAGAGGGGUGGGAGGACCCUGUAGGCCUUGGAUGAUCCAGCCCAAACGGGCUGCCUUGAAGCUGGGACUCCUGGGCCAUCACCCUCAGUCCAGGGAACUGUCCCCCAGCCUAGGCCCUUCUGGAGCCCCUGGCACUAAGGUGCAGAUCACCAAGGCACAUGCCUCCAUGCUCCCCGACUGCAGCUCCUGACACCACAGGCGCCCCGAGCCCCAGGUGUGACUCAGCCUGUGUUCGCUGGGCAGGUGUCAGCCCCUCCCUCCCAGGCCAGAACCUGCAAAUGGGCCCUGGGUGCUGUGGAGAUCAACUUCAAAAGAGCUAAUCCCCUUUCCCACACCUACCCACCCACCCCUAUAUUCCCUCUGUGAAAUCUACCUCAGAGUCGUCCCCUCAGAAAGACAGGGGAGCGGGAGGCUGGGGCCCCAGGCUGAGGUGGGAGCCUCUUGAGGGAGCCUGCUGCCCACGAUGAAACCACCCCUCCCUCUGAGCCUCCCUGGGGCCUUGGCGAGUCGGUGGCAGUGACAGCCGCUGUCCGUGGAAUGCGCCAUUCUGAUCCAAAUCUUCCAGGCCCCCUCCCCACACCCCUCCUUCCUCUGUGCAGGGGGUGAGGGGUAUGUCAGCAGGGAAGGGGCCAAGGACUCCAGAGACAUGUCAUCAUACCCCGAGUGUUCCCGGGGAGGGGACAUGGGGAAGGGGGCCUGUAGACUGGAGAGAGGGCCUGCGCUCUCUGAACAAGUUGAAAGUCCAAAUAAAACUUACGUGUUCCAUCUG
Psammomys obesus (fat sand rat) is the source of this 4554-nucleotide messenger RNA. It is a transcript of the gene Tbkbp1, whose product is annotated as TBK1 binding protein 1. The record is from RefSeq and is a predicted model, not a curated record. The transcript has 9 exons. Gene Ontology annotation, cellular component: cytoplasm. Gene Ontology annotation, biological process: canonical NF-kappaB signal transduction. Lineage: Eukaryota; Metazoa; Chordata; Mammalia; Rodentia; Muridae. The coding region runs from base 1336 to 3183 and encodes 615 amino acids.